Messenger RNA from Aedes albopictus (Asian tiger mosquito), 3396 nucleotides. RefSeq names its product arginine/serine-rich protein PNISR. The record is from RefSeq and is a predicted model, not a curated record. The transcript has 6 exons. Bases 151 to 2829 code for a protein of 892 amino acids. Gene Ontology annotation, molecular function: RNA binding. NCBI's taxonomy places the organism in Eukaryota, Metazoa, Arthropoda, Insecta, Diptera, Culicidae. Gene Ontology annotation, cellular component: nuclear speck; presynaptic active zone.
UAUUAUCAUUCUUGUCAUUUUCCAUGAGUGAAAAAAUCAGAAGCCAUGGCACUCGAGUGAAAUUUUAUCAUUUUUCGCAGUAAUUUAGUGAGUUUUUCGUGAAAAAUUUGUUGCCUUGCCCAACUCGGUGUGUGACAAACAGUGAAUGCGAUGUAUGGUCGUGGAAAUAGCGGCGGGAGAGGUCAAAAUGGAUCCAAAAACUAUUCGGCUCGUACGGCUGCCGGCGGUGGCGGAGCCUCAUCCACUGUUGUAAUGGCUCCGGUGAAAAACUAUCAAACGGUUCCGGCGGAUACCGGACUGGUAGGAUCUGGUGGAGGCGCCAUGCUCGAGGGCGAAUGGAGUUCGCUGAAUCCUAGUUUAUAUCAAAAUAUGUCGAAUGAGCAAGUUGAUUGGGCGGCGCUCGCCCAGCAGUGGAUUCAGAUGAAGGAAACGCUACCGGCCGACAUGGUUCCGGCAGCUCCUCCACCGCCGAUCAUUUCGGAAAGUUACGGUUCCAACAGUCGAGAUUCCCUCCCGGAUGGUAGUCAUAUGGGAUCGGCGGAGGAACAAGGCGAGGCCCCUAUGGAAGUGGAACGCGACGAAGAUCAUUCAGCAAUGGUUCACCAGCAGCAGCAAUCGGCCAAUCCGUGGGACAAUGGAUCGGUAUCGUGGCAAUAUCCUGCCCACAAUGAAUGGCGCAAUCCAGCAUGGGAUUCAAGCUGGUCCUCGGCUGUGCCCAACGCGGACAAAGCCUAUGAUGCUGUGUCGGUCGCGGUCAAUCCCAAUGCCUCCCUCGCUGUUGCCAAUUGGCAAGCCAAGAUGGCACGGAUCUAUAAAUUCGGAGAUCCUAGUAAUUCAAACGCCAUUGCCGGAACCGUGCAGCCUACAGGUCAGUCGAGCCACCAGCAAGACACGAUGCCAUCGUCGAAACGAAUUCCGGGUCUGAUGGACCAGGUAAUAAAACUAGAUCAUCAUCAAGAUUCCGGGGAGCACGGCGAUCCGGACGAUGAUACAACUCAAACUAUCAACGAUGCCAAGCGGAAGCUGCUCCCGGCUUGGAUCCGCGAGGGACUCGAGAAAAUGGAACGCGAGAAGCUACGGCAAGCAGAGAAAGAAAAGGAGCAACAGCAGCGGGCGGAAAUGCUGCAACAGAGAAGACAGGCGGAACUGGAGGCGCUGAAUGAAUUGGAAGACGCCAAACGGAAGAGCAAGUUUGAAUCAGAUUCGGAAGAAGAUGAGCCGAGAAACGAAGAUCAGCAGGAUGAUGAACGGCAAGGAGCAGACAGUCCCAUGCCCACACGCUCGCGAGAAGAAAUUUUGCAGGAACUGAUGAUUGCGGUUCGCAAAAACCUCACGGAAAUUCUGCUGGAGGUGACCAAUGAAGAAAUCGCCCUUGUGGCCAAAGAAACCUUAGCUAAGACCCGGAGAAAAGGUAGCCGUCUGCUUAGAUUAAGUGCUAACCCCGGUUUUCUUUUCUCUUUUUGUAGCAUUGGGUCAAGCUGCGGUCUUGAUGCAAUCCUCGGCGGAUUUGCAAUGUCCUCUGUGGCUCUCCAAUAUACAAUUCCCCAAUCACGUCUUGUCUUGUCCAACAGGGCUAUUACCUUCGAUAGUUUUCUCCCGAUUUUUGUUGUUUCUUUCUCACACAAUCCCAUAAAUAGCCAACCAAAUCAAAAUUGUUCCUCUCUUUGCAUACAUUUCGUUGUCGUUACCCAAUGUCCAAAAAAAUACUUAGCACCAACAGCUCAAGCGCUGCGAAAGACCGGUCUUGCAACUCUCACAGGUGGACUUGGUCUAGGCAUCUACGGCGAUAGCGAUGAUGAGGACGAAAGCGGUUCGGAUAACGGUGAUGAUGAUGAUGACGUGGGAAACAGCGAAGAUGAUGAGGAAGCUGAAAAAGUAUUGAAGACCACCAUCAAGCAAAGGCAGAAGGAAUUCGAAUGGACAGCGCGUGAGAUCGAGGAAGAAAUUGCCAAGGAAGAAGCCGCAGAGGAACGCCGGAAGCGAGAGUAUGAGCAACUGAUGCGUCAAAAAGAUCAACAGAACAACGUCAGCGAUGAAGAGGAUUACACCACAGGCGGCGGUGGUCGAGCUGGGUUGGGACAUUCCCAAGCGGCAGGAACCAGCAGCGGAGGUGGUAAAUUUGGACCAAGAGACGGUGAGACCCAGCCUGUUAAUGAUAAACUAUAUGCCUACAAGCUCGGGCGAUCGCGUGACAAGCGGGUUUCUCGGUUUAGUGACCCGAAGGAUACGGUUCGUCAGACUCAUAUAACACAUGUAGCAAUCGUUAAUCACAAACCAGGUGAAGCUGUAUCUUCCAUGGCCGUUCCGAAGGCUGCUCCGAUUGGCGCCACUAGCACUGUCGUGUCUCCGCCGGUGCUAGAUUCCAUAUCAACGCCACUUUUCCCUGCAGCUAUUGCAGCGGCCAGGCAUUUGGAAGAACUCCGCCGGGGUAGCAGUGUCGCUUCGGAAACACCAUCCAAUGCCUCCAGUAGUCGGGCAUCGUCUUCGCGUCGCGAAAUGGAAAGUCGCAAAACGUCACACAAGUCGCAUAAAAGCAAAAAACACAAACGAUCUAGGCACAGCCGCAGCGACGAGGAAGAUGACGAUUACUACGAUAACGACGACGAUCGCUAUUCGCAACACUCGCGUCGAUCACGUAGCUCCGAGAGGAGCAGCUAUUCGCAACGGCGUCGAAGAUCCUACUCGAGAGAUUCCCGGGACGACGAUCGAGAUCGCAAGUAUUCGUACAAAUCGCGCGAUCGGUCUCGAUCGAGAUCUCGCGAUCGGUACAAAUCAUCCAGAAGGCGAUCUCGAAGUCGUUCUAGGUCUCCGUCUAGGCGACGAUAUUAGAAAAAAAAAUGGUUUCUUGGUUUGGAAUGUGUGGUCUCUCCGGUUUAGGAUUUAUCCAAGUCAGGUACCUACUGCACUGUAUUAUCAGACGGUAGUUUGAUAGAUUAUAUUUAAAAAUAUCCCGUUUCGUUGAUUUUCCAACGCGAGUUGUAAAGUAUUUGGCUUACGAUCGAUCGUAAGGCAUUUUGCAAUUAUUGGUUAAAAUUGAUAGAAGUGCAAGUGAAGUAUACCUAAACCUAUAAUAAAACACGGAUAAAGUGUUGCGUUUGAAGCAAAUAGCAGUGUCGACAAAACAGCAUUCUACUAAAAUAGUAUGAAAUUUGGUGUAGUUUUUGGUAGUGAUGCAUUACAAAAUAUAUGGAAAAACAGCUACUUUAAAAGUGAAAUAGAACAGAUAUAUUCAACACACAGCCUCUACAGCAACUGCAGCAAGUAAUAAAAUAGCAAACAAAUUGAACAUGCAUGCUUAAUAACGACGCGUUCCUACAGGCGUCGAAUAUUCAGUUAAACUACCCCUAUAACAAACCAAAACGGAAAAAUAUAAAUUUCUAUCUUUCCCAGCUUUAA